AUGGAUGACCUGCCGGAGGGCCUGUUGGCGCACCUCUUCUCGUUGCUGUCCGCCCGAGACGUGCUCCAGGUAACCUCUACGUGUCGGUCCCUAUCUCCGUCAACUCCAUGCGUCCAGUUGGCCCUAGAGCGUGUCAUCACUCGUCGCUUUGGGUCCGUCUCGAGCUUUCUAGAUGCCUCAUCAUCCCAUUGGCCUCGGUCUCUCGCUGUACUACGUGGAGUCGAAGUGCUGCACAUCAAGGAGCUUCUGGCGCACUCGUCUUCCUGGUCCUUCGAAGACGUGGCCUCAUGCUCUCCCAGCUGCGUUGUCGUGAGCCGCGCGUGGCUUGGCGCCUUCAAAAAGCGCUGCCAAGCCUUCGAGCAAUUCUUACAGCAAUUCCGCCGAACUAAAAGACAACAGAGACGGCAAAAUGCCGCUAAAAAGAGGGAAAAUAUCGUCUCCGAAAAGCUAAAGCUUGCGACUAAUUCAUCUCUCACCGAGGCUGGGGCCAUGAUCGUGUGCGCCCACAACGCGCUGCUUCCCGCUGCUCAGUGCGUGGGUCGCAGUCGACGCGCUAUUAUCAGCGGUGACGUGUUCAGGGAGAUUUCGGUCUACGCGCCGGAGCUUAAAGGUUUCAGCUUGAGGUCGUGUUGUGACUGCAACACUUGUGUACUAGAGCAAGAGGCGAGGGAGCUGGAGGCCGAGGAGAAGAAGAGAGCGAGGUUUGACACGGAAAUUGCUGGGUCUGAGGACAUGCUGGAGCUACUACAGAGGAAGAACGGGUUCCCGAAAGGACUAUUCUCACCAGUGGAGACAGGAGGAAGGAGACAGCAAUUGGCACCGCAUUGGUCCGUGGGUGGAAGAAGCAAGUACGCGACGUACUUCCUGGUACCCAAGAAGUGGCUGAACAAAUGGCGGAAAUUUGUUCGCAGUCAGGGAGAUGACGCCCCAGGGCCAGUGCUGAAUGCUGAGCUUGUAUGCUUGUCGCACCAGAAGACCAUUGUGCCGCCCUACAUCUCCAUGUUCUUGUCGGGGUUUUCUCUGGAGCAGUCACUCAAGGCUACGCAAGCUCUUGGUUCCACGCCAGCUCGUCAGUACGAGAUCGUGACGUUCGGCGAGUGGGAAGCGCUCUACGAUCGAUAUUGUGCUGAGUUUGCGGUAGGCUUUGACGUGGUCAACGGGGCGUAUCACUGGAGGACACAGGAGUGCCAGGUGUGCAAUUACGGCAUACCAUCGUCUAAUCAGCCAAACUCACGGCGCUGA
Molecule: messenger RNA, 1242 nt
Organism: Phytophthora infestans T30-4
Lineage: Eukaryota; Oomycota; Peronosporomycetes; Peronosporales; Peronosporaceae
Exons: 2
Coding region: 1-1242 (413 amino acids)
Molecular function (GO): protein binding; cysteine-type deubiquitinase activity
Source: RefSeq, a predicted model, not a curated record